UGCUGAAAGUACCGUUUUGCUAAGUUGUCACCUGGAUAUGUCAUGCAUAUAGUUACUUUGGUUAAUUAUGUAUACAUCCAUGAAAAUGUCCCGCAAUAUCGAGUAUCCGAUUGACCAGAGGGACACGAGCGAAAGUUACUCGAGAAAAAUUAUCUAAUUUGUAAAGAAAGACUGUAAAAACAUUGAAGAUGCCAUACCAACUAGGAAAAGAGAAUGGUCCUGACACCCUUCUUGAUAUGUGUGUCAGCUACUGCAUGAAUAAUAUGAGCAUCUUGGUGAAAGCUGCCGAGGAGUCUGGGCCAUGGGAUAGCUCAUUUCAGAGGUUGCAACCUGGCCUAAACUUUCCAACAACCAUCAGUGAUAAUUUGUUCAACUACCUGACACGAAAUGUUAGCGAGUCAUGGAAUGCACAGUGUCAAGACCUUAUACCUGUGUUCAGUGACAUAGAGAAAACACCACUCUCAAAAGUAGUGAUUCGACAACAGAUUGACCUUUCAGAGCCAGGGUCACAGUCCCUGUUCAAUCACCCCCUUAACCACUUAGAACUCACCUGUUGCAGUUUUUGUGAUGUUUUCAGUUAUGAAAUUUUCCAGUUGAUAAAAAAAUUAAGGAACUCUAUGAGAGCAUUAAAGUUAUGGGCCAAGCCUAACUGUUUGAGAUGUGGAAACAUGUCCACCACAGAGAGUGUAAAUAAACUAACAAAGAUGCAGGAGUCGAGAGACAACAUGGCGCCAUUGAUAUCCAGUAACAUUGUAGACCUUCGUCUUCUCAGUGUACAGAAUUUUAAACAUAGAGAAUUUACUGAAUCACCGACAAUGUUGAAGUGUUUAGUGGAACCUCUACAGAACUUGUGUCAUCUAAAUUUGACUGGCUGUGGAAUCACAGAAAAUGAUUUGGAUUCUAUUGUUGCCUUGCCAAAAAUCACAUUUCUUGUAUUGUCCGGAAUUCAGUUUGACGAUAUACAUGAAGGAUUCGUGAAACUUGGGAAAGCUUCCAAAUUAAAACACCUAGAUAUCUCAUGUAGUUCCCAGGACCCUAAAAUCUACCCCAAUGCAGUGGUAAAUAUGUCUGCUUUACUCGAACUACUGUCUAAUCUCACAUCUCUAGACAUCUCAGGCACAAAUCUCGCAGGUGACAGGCUCAAAGAAAGUGUUUCACACAAACUGGAGACCAGCGGUCAGCAGGAAGGAAGCAUUGGCAUGUGUACCUCAGAGAAGAGUUGUAACAGUCUUAGUGGACGACACUUUGCUUUCCUGGGGCUGUGGAACUGUCCUGAUUUACCAUUUUCCUGGAAUGACACACCAGCAGACCAGUUCUCUGGCUGGGAGAACGAUGAUCAGAUAUUGUUCUCUGCCAGUGUGUACCUGGAGAAUGAGAAAAUGCUUACCCAUGUUCUCAACAAGCUGUUUGCAGGGCUUCGUGUUGGACCUCGCCCAAAUAAAAUACUUGAUGGAGUACCUACAAUGUUAAAGGCAAUACAGCUCCAUCCACUGUGCAGAGAAAUCCAAAGAUCUGCCAAUGCCUGCCUGUUCCUAAUGAUGAAUGGAAAGAGUCAGGCCAUACCACAAAGGACACGAACCUUCAUUGUAGAGACACUUGUGUCGUGUGUUAACCAGGUCAAAAAUGAUACCUAUACGGCCAAGUGCUGUGUGUGCAGUUUUUUAUGCCUGAAUAUGCCUCAUGAUGCGGUUUAUUGUCACCUGUUCAAGAGAUAUGUCAACUGCCUUCUUCGAAUCCUGAAUUCCUAUCAUGGCGAUUUCUUUGAAAUGUAUGCCUUGAAGCUUUUACACGAAACAUGCAGAACAGAGAGGCCGGAAAAAUCUAUAAUUGGCAGAGAAACAGAUACGUUGACGUACCUGUUGUCACUGAUUCGCCACAAGUUGGCCAAUUCCUGCUGUGAUGAUACCAUGGAGCGUGCCUGGAGCUGUUUAUGGAGUCUUACUGAUGACAUGCCAGAGAAUGCCAAGCGAUUUAUGGAGGAACCAUCAGCCAUGGAUAUCUACAUGUCAUGUAUACAGACCUUCGCCAAACAAGACGGGCUGUUGAAGAAGAUGACGGGAUUAAUGGCUAAUCUUUCUGAAGUUCCAGAGCUAAGAAAACAGUUGAUGAAUGAAGAACUGAUGAUGUUAUAUUGUAAUUUAAUGGACUCUGAGUUAGACAAGAAUGGUGUGAGCUACCAUGCAACAUCCGUCAUGUCCACGAUGGUCAUCGAUCCAUUAAGUACAUGGAUUAUCAGCCAACCUGAACGAAGUGUCGUAUUGAACAAAAUGGUGGAGACAGUUGACCGCUGGGACCUGGACUCCAAGAUGAAGAUAAAGUACAGAUCUCUGCGACCGAUCCUGGAGUUAGUGGUGGAAUACGAUACUCCAGAGGCACAACUCUGGGCAACCUGGGCACUUUGUAACCUGACUCGGUCUAAAGCUGACAGAUACUGCCCAAUGCUGGAACUUGAAGGUGGUCUCCCUUUGCUAGAACAAUUAGUUGAGGAUAGCCGUGUACUACCUAGAGCUGUGGAGCUUGGUGUUAUGACCCUACAGCAAUGUUCCACAUACAAAGCUUUAUUAACGGACAGCAAUGUAAAAGAGGAACUCAACUCAGGAGAAUGAAUAUCAACAUGUUUAGGACAUUGUAACUCAUUUCAGUGAAUGAAUUGACACAAAUUCCUGUAGCCACAUGCUGUUAAGGUCGGAAAUGGCCAUCAAUCCUUAUAAGGUAUAAUGUUAUAGACUUGCUUAAGCCGUUUGUUUAUUGAACCAUUUUGUGAUACUUUCUUCCCUAUAUCGGAAUAAUAAUAUUUAGAAGUUCACUAAUAUAUAGAUUUGAAACAAUACUUGAUUGAAGUGUAUUAUUGAAUUUCGUGUAAUUUCAUUUAUUUUUAACUCAUCUUUGCAAAAAUGACAAGUGAACUUAAGCAUUAGCGCGAGGUCUGUUGUCUAUUUUUCCAUCAGGUAUGAAUAGUUCUAGCGCAUGUUAUCAGGUUAUUGUACUUUUGAUUAAAUCCCUCUGUCAGCUUGCUUCUCCGUCUUUUAAAUACUUCAAGGGCAAACCAGGGGUAAAUUCCUUGAUUGGCCAUGGAAAGGUAAGAGGUCAGCUGCCAGAGAUUUCUAAGUUCAAGAGCUUCUUCCCACAGUAAGACAAUUGGGUCAAGGUCACAGUUACUUUUUUUAGAAAAUUUAUAUAAAAUAUUGCAGUGUAAUAGCUUGUGGAGGCUGGUAGGGGAUAAAUACUACUAGAGCAGUAGUCAGUAUACUUGUUUUAUCUGGUGGGCAAGUUAGGACUGUUUAUCAUGAAAAUCAUUUAAGUUAUCAUAAAAUAUUCAUCACAGGUAGUGUUGGGUUUUGUCCAUUUUAACUCGCUUAUUUGUAACAUUGUGAACUUGUGCGGUCAGUUCUGGUAGAAAUGACAAGGAUUUCUUGGAUCAUGGUACAAACUUGAAAAUACCAGGAGAUGAAGCGUUAAUUGAUUUAUCAUGAUAAAUUUGAGAGGAAGGGACACAUUUUAGGUGUUGACCUUCUCACCAUUUUCCCUAUAUUAAUUUUACAUUCAUCUGCAGUAAAGGUCACAGGUAAGACAUCUACACACAGGUAGUACAUUGAUUUCAGAAACAGUCAAACUUAUUUUAAUGGUGUUUUUACAACUGACAGUUGUAAUAUAUUGUUUAAAAAUCUCUGGACAUUUUGAUGUUGUUUACAAAUUUCAUCAGUCUGGACUGUUUUAUAAAAACUGUACAUGUACAAAUCUCAUCAGUCUGGACUGUUUUAUAGAAACUGUACAUGUACAAAUCUCAUCAGUCUGGACUGUUUUAUAGAAACUGUACAAUUACAAAUCUCAUCAGUCUGGACUGUUUUAUAGAAACUGUACAUGUACAAAUCUCAUCAGUCUGGACUGUUUUAUAGAAAUUGUACAUGUACAAAUCUCAUCAGUCAGGACUGUUUUAUAGAAACUGUACAUGUACAAAUCUCAUCAGUCUGGACUGUUUAUAUAGAAACUGUACAAUUACAAAUCUCAUCAGUCUGGACUGUUUAAUAGAACUGUACAUGUACAAAUCUCAUCAGUCUGGACUGUUUUAUAGAAACUGUACAUGUACAAAUCUCAUCAGUCUGGACUGUUUUAUAGAAACUGUACAUGUACAAAUCUCAUCAGUCUGGACUGUUUUAUAGAAACUGUACAUGUACAAAUCUCAUCAGUCUGGACUGUUUAUAUAGAAACUGUACAAUUACAAAUCUCAUCAGUCUGGUCUGUUUUAUAGAAACUGUACAUGUACAAAUCUCAUCAGUCUGGACUGUUUUAUAGAAACUGUACAUGUACAAAUCUCAUCAGUCUGGACUGUUUUAUAGAAACUGUACAUGUACAAAUCUCAUCAGUCUGGACUGUUUUAUAGAAACUGUACAUGUACAAAUCUCAUCAGUCUGGACUGUUUUAUAGAAACUGUACAUGUACAAAUCUCAUCAGUCUGGACUGUUUAUAUAGAAACUGUACAUGUACAAAUCUCAUCAGUCUGGUCUGUUUUAUAGAAACUGUACAUGUACAAAUCUCAUCAGUCUGGUCUGUUUUAUAGAAACUGUACAUGUACAAAUCUCAUCAGUCUGUACUGUUUUAUAGAAACUGUACAUGUACAAAUCUCAUCAGUCUGGACUGUUUUAUAGAAACUGUACAUGUACAAAUCUCAUCAGUCUGGACUGUUUUAUAGAAACUGUACAUGUACAAAUCUCAUCAGUCUGGACUGUUUUAUAGAAACUGUACAUGUACAAAUCUCAUCAGUCUGGACUGUUUAUAUAGAAACUGUACAUGUACAAAUCUCAUCAGUCUGGACUGUUUUAUAGAACUGUACAUGUACAAAUCUCAUCAGUCUGGACUGUUUAUAUAGAAACUGUACAUGUACAAAUCUCAUCAGUCUGGAGAGUUUUAUAGAACUGUACAUGUACAAAUCUCAUCAGUCUGGACUGUUUUAUAGAACUGUACAUGUACAAGUCUCAUGAGUCUGGAGAGUUUUUAUGGAAAUUGUAUUUACACCUGUGAAUGGAUUUUUCUGUUAAAUAUUUUGUUUUAUAUAAAAAGUUGAGAUAAAAAGGAAGAUUUUGAUUAAUAAAUCAUGAGAACAUG
This is a messenger RNA of Ylistrum balloti, 5103 nucleotides long. RefSeq names its product protein zer-1 homolog. The transcript has 16 exons. The record is from RefSeq and is a predicted model, not a curated record. The coding region runs from base 189 to 2606 and encodes 805 amino acids. Lineage: Eukaryota; Metazoa; Mollusca; Bivalvia; Pectinida; Pectinidae. Gene Ontology annotation, cellular component: Cul2-RING ubiquitin ligase complex.